Messenger RNA from Pipistrellus kuhlii (Kuhl's pipistrelle), 2922 nucleotides. It is a transcript of the gene TTPAL, whose product is annotated as alpha tocopherol transfer protein like. Gene Ontology annotation, cellular component: membrane. The coding region runs from base 281 to 1309 and encodes 342 amino acids. Gene Ontology annotation, molecular function: phosphatidylinositol bisphosphate binding. NCBI's taxonomy places the organism in Eukaryota, Metazoa, Chordata, Mammalia, Chiroptera, Vespertilionidae. The record is from RefSeq and is a predicted model, not a curated record. The transcript has 5 exons.
CAGGGAAGGGGACCCUUGAGAGGGAGGGAAAACCGGAAGUGGGGGACCCGAGGAGAGAGACCCCAGGAAAUGGGGCCUCCUGGGGAAGGGGUGACAACCGGAAGUGGGGGGUCUCGAAAGGCUGCUAGGGAGGUAGGGUGUGUGGGGCUCCAGGAGCGAUGGCCUCUAGACCUCUCCUGGUUUGGGUGGCGUGGGGAGGAAGGUGAUGCAGGAGGAUGGUGAUGCUCACGGGAUGAUGGUGAUGCUCACAGGAUGAUGGACUCAGGCACCCUGGUAGCUAAUGUCAGAAGAAAGUGACUCUCUGAGAACUAGCCCUUCUGCGGCCUCACUUUCCGAAAAUGAGCUGCCGCCAGCACCCAGGCCUCCUGGCUAUGUGUGCUCGCUGACGGAAGACCUGGUCACCAAGGCCAGGGAGGAGCUGCAGGAGAAGCCGGAAUGGAGGCUUCGGGACGUGCAGGCCCUCCGCGACAUGGUGCGGAAGGACUUCCCCAACCUGCGCACCUCUCUGGACGACGCCUUCCUGCUGCGCUUCCUCCGGGCCCGCAAGUUUGAUUACGACCGGGCCCUGCAGCUCCUGAUCAACUACCACAGCUGCCGGAGGAGUUGGCCCGAAGUCUUCCAUAACCUGAGGCCCUCGGCCUUGAAAGAGGUCCUCGCUUCCGGAUUCCUCACCGUGCUGCCCCACACCGACCCCCGGGGCUGCCCUAUCCUCUGCAUCCGCCCAGACAGAUGGAUACCGAGCAACUAUCCAAUUACCGAAAACAUCCGAGUCAUAUACUUGACAUUGGAAAAACUCAUUCAGUCUGAAGAAACCCAAGUGAAUGGAAUUGUCAUUCUUGCGGACUACAAAGGAGUGAGCUUAUCAAAAGCAUCUCACUUUGGCCCUUUUAUAGCCAAAAAGGUGAUUGGCAUCCUCCAGGAUGGCUUCCCCAUUCGGAUUAAAGCGGUCCAUGUCGUGAAUGAACCUCGAAUAUUUAAAGGCAUUUUUGCCAUCAUAAAACCAUUUCUAAAGGAGAAAAUAGCAAACAGAUUUUUCCUCCACGGGUCUGACCUCAACUCUCUCCACACAAACCUUCCAAAAAGCAUUCUCCCCAAGGAGUACGGGGGCACGGCUGGCGAGCUGGACACGGCUGCCUGGAACGCGGUGCUGCUGGCCUCGGAGGAGGACUUUGUGAGAGAGUUCUGCCAACCUGUCCCUGCCUGCGACAGCAUCCUGGGGCGGGCCCUGCUGCCUGAGGGGCUGACCUCAGAGGCGCAGUGCGAUGACUCCAUGCGGGCCGUGAAAUCACAGCUGUACUCCUGCUACUAGCCAGUCCCUCUGAGCAUCACCAGCUUUAAGUCCUUUCCUUUUUCUCUUUGGGGAGGCACAUGGAGAAUUUUAGGUGCCAUGGAUUCUUGCUCCUGCUAAUUAAGCUGCAGCAUGGAGGAAAAGCUGAGCGUGAGUGAAAGGGCAUGCCCUUUAUUACUUGAAUUAUUCCACGGAAGACGUGGAAAACGUCCGCAAUGAUUCCCAAAUUUGUGGAAUCCCAGUUUGCAACCAUUCAUCUCGAAGUUGUAUCUGGUUCUUAAACAUCUCAAAGCAGGAAGAAUGAGGACCAAAGUCACUUUGAUCCCAUCUUGGGGAGAAAACAACCCGAUUGGCCAGUCAGCACACUAUGAAACACAGGUCAAGCCUGCAUGGUGGCCACAUGUGAGACUUGAGGAGUUUGUGUCUUUUCCGUGAACCCUAACUCCAGACCUGUGUGGCUAAAAGAAUGCUGGCCAAAGAAUUAAGAGACCUGAGCUCCAGCGUCAGACAUGUGGCUCUGUGAGCCUCAGUGUCCUCAUCUGUAAAAUGAUGCUAAAUGAAAUGACACAUCCGGCCCUUUGGGCUGCUGAGGUCCUGGGGUUUGGUUUCGUUAUUGGACAUUAGACAUUGCUUUUCCACCUAGAAAGAGGACUCUCUAGAUGCAAGUGGUAGGAUCCUGUUUUCUGUGGUACACCUGGGCCUUUCCAGGAGGGAUGUGUCAGUCAGUCACCAUUUGGCCCUGCCUUUAAAGAAACAAGUAUGUAUAUUCCUGGAACUCAGUGAUACCAGCCUCCUUUUCCUAGUGAGGGUUAAACUUGAAUGGCUUUUGUGAGGGCAGGCAGGUGAGACGACCAGGUUCUUGUAUGAACUCCAUCCCUGAGAUUCUGGUCGUAUAAUUGUAAAGCUGGCAGCAGGGAAUGGUUAAGUUACUUGGGAUUCUGAAAUUUUGGUCUCUGGAAAUGAAUACAAGGUCACUCCUGAGGGCCCCUGCCCUCCCAGACUCCCGGCAUUUCUCUGUGUUGUGGAUGGGCACACUUUAGUCUAUCCAGCCAGAGUGGAUGUUUGUUCUGCAGUUCCAUACUUUAGACUCAUCCUGUCAAGAAUUUAGCCUUUGCCCAGGCAUCAUAUUAGGUGGUUCAUCUCAUGGCUUUUGACUUAUUUCCUUUCCUAUUCAUCCCAUGUAAAUGAUGACGUUAAAGUAACCAGUACUAUGUAUUGUGUGUGUACCUUCUCUGUGCAUUAUUAGGCCACCAGGCAAGGUGGAAGUGAACAGUACACCGAAAUUCCAAGGCCAGUCUGUUGCAAAUAAGCUGUUCAUCUUUAUAGCACUUUAAAAAUGUCUGGAGAGGUUGUUGGUAGAAGUUAUGUACCUCAUUAGUGCCAAUUCUAGGGAAAAUUCUUUUCACCAUAGAUACUAACCAUGGAUCCUCUAGAGAUCUGGCUGAGCUGAAAGUGUCAAAAUGUACACUCCUGGCUGCCUCUAGUUCCGUCUUGACAGUGCCGAUGUGACCAGCAUUGCUGAAAAGCUCUAAAUAGGACAAAUGGGGUGGCUAAUGCAGGUAGAGGUUUAAGACCCAUCUGCUUGGAUGGGAAAAUUGGUUAGAGGCUUUCCUAGUUCCCAAAGAGAUUUUUUU